Messenger RNA from Eptesicus fuscus (big brown bat), 3703 nucleotides. RefSeq names its product zinc finger protein 501-like. Bases 1 to 1530 code for a protein of 509 amino acids. The transcript has a single exon. The record is from RefSeq and is a predicted model, not a curated record. NCBI's taxonomy places the organism in Eukaryota, Metazoa, Chordata, Mammalia, Chiroptera, Vespertilionidae.
AUGACUGAAGAGAACGCUCCUGUAAGAGUGUCACAGGCCAGGAAUCCCAAGGUAGCCUUGUCUUCCCAGAAGAGCCACCCCUGUGAGAGCUGUGGGCUCGUCUUGGGAAACAUUUUCCAUUUGACUGAGCUGCAGGGAACACAACAUGGACAGAUACUGUUGAGGUGCGGGGCAUGUGCAAAACAGUUUUACUUCAGUGUAAAAGUUCACCAACAGCAUGUGAGAGAGAAGACUUUCAAUACAGGUGUGAACAGGAUCUCACGUGCAAACGGCUACAAUUUCAAUGUGUCCCAGAAUCAUUUCACAUACGGGGAUGUUGGGCAGGGUGUCCUUACUGGGUCCGGACCUCUCCACCUAAAGGCUAUUAUGUCCAGGGACAGUCCAAAUGCUGUUUUGAAGUGUGAGAUGAUGUUUCAAAGGAGAAACAAUUAUUACACCAGAAAACAAUGUAAGGAAGACAUUAGUUGCAACCACAAUUUUCUUCCGGAAAAGGAUGUCCAUGCAGGAAGUCAGUGUUUUGUGAGCUCUGAUUGUGGAAAAUAUUUAACCAAAUUUUCUAGCUUUCAUGAUCAACAGCAAGGUCACACUGGAGAAAGCCCUUAUCAGUGGAAUGAAUAUGGGAAAGCUUUUAGCAGUAGCAAUAGCCUAGGUGAUCCUGAAGCUUUGCACACUGCAGAACGGCCUUAUGAGAGCAGUGAAUGUGGAAAAACUUUUACCUGUAGCAGUGCCCUCCAUUAUGAUCAGAGAGUUCACACAGUGGAAAGACCUUAUGAGUACAAUGAAUGUGGGAAAUCUUUUACCAGUAGCAGUAACCUUUAUUGUCACGAGAGAGGUCACACUGGAGAAAAGCCUUACAAAUGUAGAAAAUGUGGAAAAGCUUACAGCAGUAGCACUAAAGAUUCUUGUCAUCAGAGAGUGCACACUGGAGAAAGGCCUUAUCACUGCAGUGAAUGUGGAAAGUCUUUUAUCACUAGCACUGAACUUCAUUGUCACCUGAGAGUUCACACUGGAGAAAGGCCCAAUGAGUGCAGUGAAUGUGGAAUAUCUUUUACAACUAACUCUCACCUACAUAAUCAUCAGAGAGUUCAUACAGGAGAAAAGCCUUAUAAAUGCAGUGACUAUGGGAAAUCUUUUACAUUGGAGAAUGCCCUUCAUUGUCAUCAAAGAGUUCAUACAGGAGAAAAUUCGUAUAAAUGUAUUGAAUGUGGAAAGUCUUUUACAACUAGCCAUGGUCUUCAAUUUCAUCAGAGAAUUCACACAGGAGAAAAGCCUUAUAAAUGCAGUGAAUGUGGGAAAAGUUUUACCACUAGCAGUCACCUUCGUAGACAUCAGAGAAUUCACACAGGAGAAAAGCCUUAUAAAUGCAUUGAGUGUGAGAAAUCUUUUACGCGUAGCACUCAACUUCAUAGUCAUCGGAGAGUUCAUACAGGAGAAAAACCUUAUAAAUGCAGUCAAUGUGGGAAAUCUUUUAGAUGGAUCACUGGUCUCCAUUAUCAUCAGAUCGUUCACAUUGGAUCGUUCACAUUCUGAGUGCAAUUAAUGCGAGAUAUUUCUCAGGCAUAUUUCUAAAUUAGCUCUCCACGUAAGAGUCCAAAUGUGAGAAAUUUCUUAGAUGUGUAGGAAAUGAAGUUUCUUAGAUAGAACUUCACAAUAGUACAAGAAAAUUUGUGAAUCCUCAUUUUUCUGAAUCUCAUACAUGUACUUACCUAUAUUAUGUAAAGUUCCCAUAAGUGUUUUUGCUGUUGUGUGUGUUUGCUUAUGUUGGAACACUAUGUAGUUAUGUUGCACUUAGUAACAUACAGAGAUGUCCUGCCAGAUCGAGGUCACUGCAUAUUUUCGUUUCUGAAGGUAUUUCACCUGAACAACCUAUAAGGUAACUAGAGAUGGCAUCAAUCACCAUCCUCAUGUGCCCAGGGAAGCUACCUCUGUUGUCUAAUUUGUUGAAGAAAAUUUGGAAUACCUGAGUCCUCAGUUCUUACUUGUUUACCUGUCAUGAGUUACCACUAAGGAAUGAUUCCUGUUGGCCCCAGUAAACAUAAUGUUGUAGAGGGACUGCCAUUUUCAGGAACACACAUUCCCUAGAUGCCAGUGAAGAUGCCUUGAUUGAGUGUCUAAGCCUUCAACUGCCAGUCUCAGGUCUCAUUCUUUGCAAAAUAAUGAAGGCCUUUUCCUAACACUUGUUUAAUUUUGGUGUUCUAUUUACUGUGUGUGUUAGUUUAUAAGGAGAUCUGGGUACUCCAAGUUCAGUGAUGUGGAAAACUUUUAUGUGGUCUCCAACAUUUUUGUCGUUGAGGGAAGACUAUGGUGCAGAAAUAACCUCAGCAGUUUUUGCCAAAUUUACAUUGUUUUCCAUAAUUUUCCUAGGAAACACUGUGGACUCUAGUCCUCAUGUGAAGAUGGAUGAUUUGAGACACAGAGAUCAUUUGAAAGAGGGGGUAGCUGUGAGAACCUCAAGUAUGUCUGGGAGCGGUGUGAGUUUUUAUUUUUGUUUCCAGGGGAUGCUAAGACAUUUGAAGGGAACCUCCUGCCCAGGUCUUGCAGAGGGCCAUUUGCCCUAAUGCCUUCAAUUCCAUGGGUGAUGGUCACUGGUUGGAGGACCAUUGCAGUGAGGGGAACCCUUUCACUGCAGAAACACUGACCUAAUUGUUGUUUGACCAGAGUGCAGCCUAUUAGAUGGAAUUGUCUUCAUCUAAACCUGCACCCAGAAAUUUUUUUGAGGAAAAGACUACAGGAGCGGUGUGUACACAGAUCUCAGGGACUCCUGGCACGUUCAUAUUCUGUGCAGCAGUUAUUGUCAUUGAUUAUAAUCAAGAGGUUUGUGGAUUCUUGUAGCUUCUCAGAUGUUCCCAUCAGAGCCAUUGGUGCUCUGGCAGAAAAACUAAGAGGAAAAGAAAGGGUGUCUUUAGGCCGGAAAUGUGGCUUUUGUGACCCAAUAAGCAUUCCAGUGGGUUUGUGUGGAAGUUCUUCAUUGUUUGUUACAUUUCCUGUCACUGGUAUUAGACUUGCCCACAGGGCAUAAGUAUGUAAGUAUGUGAAUUGAAUAUAGAGUUGCCAACCUAUUCCAAAAUAGGUGAAAGUAUAUUUCUUUUAUCUUGAACCAUUCUUUUAACAGCUGUAAUGAGUAAAUUGCAUGUGUUAAGUGUAGUGUUUCAUAAAUCUUGACGUGUGCAUGAAACUGAAACCAUCAUUGCACUCAAUACUGAUCAUAUCUGUGACUGUGUAGUUGUUUCAUGACCUCGUUUAAUCUGUUUGCUGUUCUUAAUAAAGAACUUGGCUGUUUCUAAAUAUUUUUCAGAUUUAAUUAUUAUUUUAUAAAUUGUUGGAGAUUUUUAAAAGAUGUAUUUGUUACUCAUCUUUUUUUUUCGAUAGAUAAUCUUUUUGUUGUUGUUAAUCGUCAGUCGAGGAUAUUCUUUUGUUGAAUUUUUUGGAGAGUGGAAGAGAGAGGGAAAGACAGAGAAAUAUUGAUGUGAAGGAAACACAUCGAUUGGUUGCCUCCUGCAUCAGCUGUGACCAUGUCCUGGGGUGGGAAGGAGUCUUCAACCAAGAUACGUGCCUUUGACGGGAAUCGACCCCAGGAGCCUUUUGUCUGCAGGCCUAUCCUCUAACCAGAGCCAAACCGGCUAGGACUCUGGUGGAUAUUCAUAUCUUUGAAUAUAUCACCAUUAGUUGGUUCCAUGGUGUAAUGGUUAGCACUCUGGACUCU